Aspergillus mulundensis is the source of this 354-nucleotide messenger RNA. RefSeq lists its product as uncharacterized. The record is from RefSeq and is a predicted model, not a curated record. The coding region runs from base 1 to 354 and encodes 117 amino acids. The transcript has 3 exons. Lineage: Eukaryota; Fungi; Ascomycota; Eurotiomycetes; Eurotiales; Aspergillaceae.
AUGUCUGUCAGCGCCCGGCGGGUAAUCCCCGGACUACGGUCCAUCAUCACGGCGCCAGGAGUCGCGUCAACGCGGAGAUGCUUCUCCAACACUCCCUUGAUGAAGAAUACCGCCUCUACGCCUCCUCUGCCAGCCAGGAAGCCCGUUGGAGCCUUUCGCGGAGGUUUGUUUGGCUUCCUUACCGGUUCCGUUGCUGCCGGUGCUGUCGUCUACUACUAUAUCCUCGGCGAAUACAGGAUAUCGAACAACAUGCUUACUGAAGAUAUCAACGCUCUACAAUGCGCGACCCAGAAGCUCCAGACUUAUAUCUCGGAGCUGGAAGCACGGGUCGACCAAUUGCACAAGAAGAAAUGA